CGGCAUUAGCCGCCUGUGCCGUAUGACAGCUAUCCGGCGCCGAAACACCGACAGGACACACUCGCUCUCCGACGCAAGAGCCAUGGCGGCCACGGGUGGAGGGAAAAUCCGAAGCAGGAGAUACCACGUCGACUCCAGGCCUUACGCCAAGAGCAAGCAGCAGUCAGGCUUGAUCAGCCGAGUGACGGACAAAGUCAAGAGCAUCGUUCCGUGGCUACAAAACUACUUCAAGAACGGAGAAGCUCCAGAAGGCGAAGGUGGAGGAGGAGGAGGAGGAGGUGGGGGCGGAGGAGGAGGAGGAGCAGCGGCGGCGGCGGAUGCUACGGAGAACUGUCAGCCGCCUGGUCCCAACGCUCUUCCUCCCAACGGUGGCAAAGAGGGGCCACCGCCUCUCGAUGGACGGCGCACGCCUGAGCCGAGUACCAGUAACACAGAGCCCUCGACCAGCCGGGCGUCCCUGAACAUUCAGGACUACGUGCUGUCCCGGCCCCCGCUCAGCCACUCCCACCUCCACUUCUCGUCGCUGGAGGCCACCACGCCGACGCUGGGCGGCGCCGGGCUCUUUUCGCCGCCGUCCACCUCCGCGGCGCCGGGGCCCUUCUCCACCGGCUUCUCGCUGGUCAAGGAGAUCAAGGACAACCUGUCGCAGCACGAGGACGACAACAUCUCCACCACCAGCGGCUUCUCCUCGCGUGCGUCUGACAAAGACGUGCCCGCCUCCAAGACCGCGUCGCUCCCGCAGCUUUGGUCACCGGAGACGGACAGAACCAUCUCCGCGCCGCAGCACUCUCAGUCGGGUCUGAAGAGGCCUGCCUUCAACCUGUCCAUUUUCGGCACCUCCGCCAAUUCGACGCUGAACAACACAAUGCUGAGCACCAGCCAGCUGGGCGAUUCCCCCUUCUACCCCGGGAAGACCACAUACGGCGGAGCGGCUGCAGUCCGGAGCGCUCGCUCUCGACCUGGAACACCGUACCAGGCCCCCGUCACGAGGCAAAUUAAAGCCAAGCCGGCCGGCGCGCAGCCCUGUGGGGUGACCAGCGCCACCGCCCGACGCAUCCUGAAGUCUUUGGAGAGGAUGUCCAGUCCUCUCGCAGAUGCCAGAAGGAUCCCGGCAACACCAUCGCCAUCUUUCUCAAUGUCGGUGGACGGCGGCGAUCUUGAAGUGUCGCAUUUCCAGUCCAAAAGGAAACGGAUGGAUUCCAAUCUCCCGCCGGUGCAGAAGCUGGUGGUCCCCAACCCCCUUUUCACCUCGGCGAACCGCUCCGUCUCCUUCAGGCCGAGUUUGACCCCGAAAGGGCAGAGCCGGACUCUAGACCGGCCCCCCAGAGACAAGCCCACCAGACAAUCACCUCUACUACCUGACAGAAACCCCGGCGGCCCUUCUCGAAGCACAACUGGAGCCGGCGGCGACGGCUACCCCUUGUCCAGCACGCCCACCGCCGGCGGCUACGGAGGCGGCAAGAUGAAGAGGGAUCGAACGAGCGCACGUCCGUCCUCCAAACGCACUGAGAAUGACGAGGUGGCCGAGCUGCCAGACCUUCCCACCAUUUCACUUCCCAUUUGCACAUCCGCCUUGCCCACCUUCAGCUUCUCCUCCCCGCUGCCCCCCGUCGCUACCAUCGUCACCCCCAGCGUCGCUGUCACUCCGGCCAAGGAAAUGGCCAUAAAUAAGGCGACAAAGGCUUCACCUCCUUGUGUGCCCUUUACCUUUUCCUCGCCCAUUGUCAAGGCGACUCCUACAAGUCUACCAAACUUCUCUCCGACAGUUGGCUUUACGUUCAGUGCCCCCGUAACAAAGCUCGGCUCUUCCAUGUCAAAUGGAAACUUGGGCUUACCUCUAGCAACAGCAGUGAAAGUAUCAACAAAUACAAGCACAGAGGACUUUGAUGGGCCUUUCAAACCAGCCAAGACACUAAAGCAGGGCAGCGUGCUGGACCUCCUCAAAGCACCCGGCUUUGCUUCAACAACUGCGCAAAAGUCGUCUGAGACCAACACGCAGUCCGCCGCCCCCUCUCCCGCCCCCACCACCUCUGUCUCCUUCUCGUCAUCCUCUACAGGCCUUAGUGACUUAUUUAAAAACCCUGCAGGAUUGAGCUAUGACGUCUGCAGGGCUCAGAACAAGUCCUUGGAUACCCAGCACGUGAGCCGCACGUCUCCUCAGCCAGGGAACGCAACCAAGGACAGUAAAACAAGCGCACCCUCUUGUACGGGACCAAAGAGCAGCGCAAACGUCGGCCCGAUCGUCUCCAAACCGGCGGCCAACUGGGAGUGCGACACGUGUCUGGUCAUCAACAAGCCCGAGUCCGUCAAAUGUGUGGCCUGCGAGACGGCCAAGCACGGCACGGGCCUCAAGGCCUCGUCUUCGCUGCCCUCCGCCUUUACCCCCGCAGAGGAGGCCGCCGGGCCGGCCCCCCCGGCCUCGUCCACGUCGCCGUGUGCCGCAGUCGGGGACCCGUUUAAGAAACCAGAGAGCGCGUCGGAUGGCGACGUUUGUGCGUUACAGAACAAGGCCGCUGAUGCAAAGAGCGUGCCCUGCACGAAUGCUAAACCAGGAGCAGCAGUUUCCCCUGCAGCCAGCAGCGCGCCGAUCGGCUUCGGGGCCAAGAAACCCGAGAGCUCCUGGGAGUGCGAAGCGUGCUGGCUGCAGAACAAGAGCACCGAUCUCAAGUGCGUCGCCUGCCAGGCAGCCAAACCUGGAGCGCAAGUCAAGCCCCAAGGUACUUUUCCUUCUACCUCUAAUGCAGGAGGUUUCACGUUUGGCACUUCCAACAGUACCUCAGAGUCGCCGUCUGGAGGGUUCAAGUUUGGCGUGGCCGCGUCAAAAGCAACCUCCGCCUCGUCGGGAGGAAUCAAGUUCGGUGUCCCGUUUGGAAGCCCCUCAUCGGAAGUUUCUCCUAAAGACGCUAAUACCUCGUUAGGGUUCAAGUUCAGCACCCCGUCUGAGGGCUUUAAAUUUGGGAUUCCCCCCGGCGAUGAUAAAAAGCCAGAAGAGCCCGCAGUCGGCGCUGGCUUCAAGUUCGGAGCCAGCGGCGGGAUAUCGUUCGGGAUGGGAUCGCCCAGCCCGGAAAACAGCAGCUCCUCUUUGAAGACUCCCUUCAGCUUUGGUCUUCCAAAACCUGAAGAAAAAACAUCAGCCCCCACCUCGUCGGCCUCCGCUGCCGUAACCACGCCCGCUUCCUCUCAAGUAAAGAGCAGCGACAACGGCAGAGCGUCGUCAGACACCGACACGACCGCCGCCGCCAGCUCUGUGUUCGGGACGCCCGGCCAAGGCGCCUCCACGACGCCGGUGGCCCCCACCUUUGGUUUUUCGUCUGCCCAGAAGAAGCCCGCCGCUCCCACGUUCGCAUUUGGAAAGGCGAAUGAGGAGAAGAGAGAGCUGCCCGCCGCCUCGGCUCCGUCUCCCUUCAUCUUCGGCGGCGCGAGCAAGGACGGCGACCCGGCGCCUGCCGUUCCGGGGGGCUUUUCUUUCGGCAAGCCGAGCGCUCCGGCGGAGCAGCCGCCCGCUUUUAUUUUCGGAAAACCGGCAGACAAGGGCGACGCUUCCAAUUCGAAUGCUGCAAAUUCCUCUUUUGGACUGGGACAAAGUGCUGCAGCUUCCGAUGGCCCCAAAUUGCCGUUUUUCUUCACGGGAAGCAACGCCGCCGCCGCCACCAGCAGCGCCUCCUCCACUCCGACCGCAAGUCUCUUUGGCAGCGGCACCCAGGCGCCCGCUCUCUCCCUCCCCCCGGCUCCCACCACCUUUCUGUUCGGGCAGGCCGCCCCCGCCGCCCCGGCCGCCGGCGACGCUCCCCCGGCCAAAGCUUUUGUCUUCGGGCAGAGCCAGGACACGCCGUCGGGCGCGCCGGUCAACCCGGCCCCGGCUCAGGCGGCGCAACCUUUUAUCUUUGGGGCGGCACCGGGCGCCGCCGCGCCCGCCGUCGCACCUUCCAUCAAUUUUGGAGGAUCGGGGACGUCCUCUUCCCCAUCUCCAGCUCGCAACCCCUUCCUCGUCAGCUCGUCAAACCCCCCCGAGUUCCGGGCCGGCCAGACGCCGGCGUUCGGCUCGACUUUCGGCUCGCCGUUCCCCUCGGCCCCUCCGCAGGCCCCGGCGUUCGGCGCCAAACCCGCCGCGCCCGUCUUCGGCCAGCAGACCAACGCCGUGCCCGUCUUCGGCGCCCCCGCCGCCGCCGCCAAUUCGGCUCAAGGUGGAGGCUUUCAGUUCGGAGGGGCCAGCGCGUUUGGGUCCACCAACAGCACGGGAGUUUUCAAUUUCGGAGCAGGGACGACAGCGUCUCCAACUCCCUCCGCCCCUGCUGGUGGCGGCUUCAACUUUUCCCAACCUUUAGCAUUCAACAUCGGGUCGUCCAAAUCCUCGACGUCGUCACCCGCCAGAGAGCAAACGAUCGCCGGCCGCAAGAUACGGACGGCGGUGCGGCGCCGGAAAUAGACGGAUGCCGCGUUUCGCUGGCGGGGGGGGAGGGGGGGGGUGUUCUCAACUGGGACUGAAAUGGACUGUUUUUUUUUUUGUUGUUGUUGUUUUUCGAGGAAGGGUGGCGGCCACGACUGAACACUUGACACGCCAACAAUCUACGACGCCGAUGGACAUAUCUCUAUUUUCUUUUUGUAAUAAAACAAACGAAAAAAAAAAAACCCAAAAAACAAACCAAGAAACUGCUCACCGCAGAAUCCUGUCAACGUAGUACGAUCGGAAAAGCUUUUACGGAGCUGCGGCGAGUGUGGCGGCGCUACAGAUGGCAGUAGCGCGGCGUGCUGUAUGUACAGGGAUGAGCGUGAUUGGGUGUUUGAUUUUAUUUCCCUCCCCCGCCCCCUCCCCCAAUGUACAGACCGGAGGUUUUUGUGUGUGCGGGCGUGAAUGAGAAGCGAGCGAAUAUUAUUAAUAUUAGCGAGCAAAAGAAUGUUUCUACGGGGAAGGACGGAGGGGUAGAAGUGUGUGUGUGUGUGUGUGUACCGUGCACUGCGGAGGAUGACGCGUCAAUCCUUGUAAAUGCAUAUUUUCCCAUGUUUAUGUUUUUGGGGCCCGCUGUCGUUUCUCUCAUCUCUCGCUUCUCACGCUCUCUCUGUCUUUCUCUCUCUCUCUCUCUCUCUCUCACACACACACACUUAAUUGGCCUUUUGAAUAUUAUAUAAAAAAAAAAUGUAAAUAGUUUUUGUAAUCUGUGAAGUUCAAGUUUCAUUUUUUUUUUUUGUGUUACCAACUGCAUUCAUUUUUUUUUUUUUUUUUUUGUCUUUAGAAUUUAUUGUGCAAAUCCCUACAUUCAAAGUUUCCCGACUCCAUUUAAAAUGAUCUUAAAUGCAAAUUAGGGAGCCUUUCAUGACUGAAGGCGUAUUGGCUUUUCUGAUCCACUUUUGUUUGGACCAAAACCAGUAUUGUACAAAGUAUUAAGUAUAUAUUUUUAUAUUGCCUGUUUAAAUGGACGAGGGGGACUUUGGAUGAUAAGGAAGGAAAAAAAAAAAAUCGAGUUUAAUUUUAAAGCCAUGAUUAUCAUUAUUACCAGAUGAGUGAUUAAAAAGUUAAAACGUG
Messenger RNA from Syngnathoides biaculeatus (alligator pipefish), 5521 nucleotides. RefSeq names its product nucleoporin 153 (gene nup153). Gene Ontology annotation, biological process: RNA export from nucleus; protein import into nucleus. NCBI's taxonomy places the organism in Eukaryota, Metazoa, Chordata, Actinopteri, Syngnathiformes, Syngnathidae. Gene Ontology annotation, molecular function: structural constituent of nuclear pore. Gene Ontology annotation, cellular component: nuclear pore. The record is from RefSeq and is a predicted model, not a curated record. The transcript has 21 exons. The coding region runs from base 23 to 4426 and encodes 1467 amino acids.